AUGGAGCAAAACGCACAAAAUCCCAUCAGGCUUUUGAGCGUUACAAACACUGUCGCCGAGGUAGUCGUGCCGACAGCGGUCCCUACCGUGACGGACAUCUGGCUUCCCGAGCGCAUCCCCGACAGCCGCUAUCCCGACGAGGUCAGGGCCAGGGUCGACUGGCCAUAUGACGGCACCACCCGCUGGAGUUUGAGGAGCCUCCCCAUCAACACCUUCUAUAUAGGGCAUAACCGCACCGACUUUGAUGAUUUCAACUGGUGGGCCAGCCUGGGGCUCAAGUACUCGGGCGAGGGGGCGACGGUGCUCAACAUGGCGUACAGUCAUUAUAUAGGCGGGGCUUACGCAACGAAGGACAAGACGAUGACCUGGACCGGGACUACAAUGAGUUACUUCUUCACGGGCGAAUGUACAUCAACCCCGGAAGCCUCUCUUGCAAGAUGCACGGGGAGCUAUGGCAUCACGGGCAUCGUGUACACAUCAGUCAGCCCCGGGGGCACAACCGUGACGGUCAGUCCCAUAAGCUCCGUGACUCAGUUCCCCACCGCGCCCAGUGUCACCCCCGCGAGGGUCACCGUCACGGCUGCCCCGACGGACUACAUCCCGCCGAGCAGGGACGCCGGCGCCCCGUCCACGACGUCCUCAUCGUCGGGACGCGGUGCUCCGCAUCCGACGCAGCAUGUCGCUGCCAUCCUCGGCGCGGCGGUGGUGCUCGGCGGAGCGGCUGCGAUGGUGGUUUGA
Pyricularia pennisetigena is the source of this 738-nucleotide messenger RNA. RefSeq lists its product as uncharacterized. Bases 1 to 738 code for a protein of 245 amino acids. NCBI's taxonomy places the organism in Eukaryota, Fungi, Ascomycota, Sordariomycetes, Magnaporthales, Pyriculariaceae. The transcript has 2 exons. The record is from RefSeq and is a predicted model, not a curated record.